Messenger RNA from Manihot esculenta (cassava), 3063 nucleotides. Its product is annotated as probable hexosyltransferase MUCI70. The coding region runs from base 1172 to 2878 and encodes 568 amino acids. Lineage: Eukaryota; Viridiplantae; Streptophyta; Magnoliopsida; Malpighiales; Euphorbiaceae. The transcript has 10 exons. The record is from RefSeq and is a predicted model, not a curated record.
GAUACUCCGAAUAAAUCGUAGUUCUGCAAAAAAGGAAAUGCAAAAAUUACAUGUCUCUCAACUGACAAGUUCAUCCUCAACCUGAACUUUCAAGUGCCACACUUUCAUUUGUUCUUUUUGCAUUGUAUCGAACAGAAAACAUUGGCAUUCCAAAGACGGACAACGCUCACUGUAGAGUUUGAACGGAAAAUGAAUGUUUACGAACCCAAUUCAGAGCUAUACUAGUAUUCAAAUCUGAAAUUUGGGGAUUUCGAAGCGCGUUGUCAGAGGCAAACCCAUCUCUGGAUUUUUGGGGUGUGUUAUUUGAUUGAUAGAUAUCCUGCUUUCCUUCUUUAUGCGUGUUUUUUUUAGUUGGGUGUUUGAUUUAAACAAGUGAAUGUACUUGGGUUCUGGUGGAUUUGAAGUGUUGCUUGUAGAGUUCGAGAUUGUGAUUCAAUUCAGGAAUCAGUUUGACUGGAAUUUCUUUGAUUGGAGUUUUUGUAAGACAUUGGAUUUUCAUAGAAAUAAAAAUGCGGUUUCGAGGUGGUUUUGUCGUUAACGUUUUUGCUCGGAGUAUGGAAUGAUUUUUUGCUGGUAUUUUUACGAUUGGUUUUAUAGAUGGAGACCGGAUUUUGAAGCAAAUGAAAUGUGGUUCACUGGUUUGCAUAUGGAGUUUUCUGUUUAAUGUGAAUAAUAAUCGAGUUUGCUUGCUUGAUUUUGUAAAGAGAUUUGAUUGCAUUUCGAUAGUCAGGAGCUAUUUUAGGAUUUGAGACUAUAUACUUGUUAGUAGAGUGAAAUUUAAGCACCGAGUUCAGUCUUGGGAACUAAUUUGUUCUCAAGUUUUCUGUUUGGGCCCCAGUUUUUAUGAAACACAAGGUUUUUGUUUUCUUUCUUGUUUGAGCAUUCCUUCUGAUAUCACAGCUUUUAGAUUUGAGCGAAGUAGAUUUUACCUCGUGAGAUUGAUUUGAUAUAGAAUUGCGGGUGUCUUUUAUGUGAAUGACAAGGAGCUUGUAGACACAGACAGAAAAAAGGGGAUUGCAAAGUGAAAUUAUUUGUAUUCAAAUAAUUGAACUACAAAAGAAGCAGGUUAUGAUUUCUAUGACUAAUGUGGACAUGGUUUUCACAAUAUAGUUUUUGAGAGUGGUUUUGUAAUAAAGGAGAUGAAAAGUGUGGUUGUGUGCUUGGAAGUACAAUGACUGGAAGGUCAUUGAGUCUACGAGGAAGCUAUGGGUCAUCACAGUCUUCAGCAAAAUUUCCAGCCAUUGCACGGAAAUCUUCUUCAAAGAUGCUUAUACCAAGUCUGAGGGAGAAAGAGCGCGUUCUCCCUGUUAUUUGUGGGUACUUGGGGCAAAGAAGGGUUGCAAUGAUACUUUUGGUUGCACUUGCUCUCCUAGUUUUCAUUUGGGGUUCCAUUACGGUUAGCAAAGAAAGCACAAAUUCAAAUGCUAAAGAAUCAAAUGACCCUUCACUUGAUGUUCACACGGUGCUAAAAUUUAAAAUGAGUGAUUAUUCUCCUCUCCAUCAACAUGCUGGUGCAGCUAGUGGUUCAUCAGAACAUCCAUGCAACAAAUUUGCACUCCCUCCUCCCCCUCCACCUGUUGGAAGACAGCUUGGACCACGUCCCUGUUCAGUUUGUUACAUACCUCUGGAGCAAGCAAGAGCUAGGAUGCCACGUUCUCCAUCAGUAUCACCAGUGCUUCGGAAUCUAACAUAUGUUGUUGAUGAAAACCCACUGAAAACUGAACCUCAUGGAGGUUCCAAUUUUGGUGGAUAUCCUUCUUUAAAGCGGAGGAGUGAUUCUUUUGAUAUACGAGAGUCAAUGACAGUGCAUUGUGGAUUUGUCAAAGGACGUAAACCAGGUCACCAGACUGGAUUUGAUAUUGAUGAAGCUGAUCUUAUGGAGUUGGAGCAGUUUCAUGAAGUCAUUGUUGUAUCAGCUAUAUUUGGGAACUAUGACAUAAUCCAACAGCCCAAGAACAUUAGUGAAGCAUCAAGGAAAAAUGUUCCUUUCUACAUGUUUGUUGAUGAAGAGACAGAGACAUAUAUGAAGAAUUCUACUGUCCUGGAUAGCAGUAUGAAGGUUGGAUUAUGGAGGAUUAUUGUUGUCCAUAACAUUCCUUACAAUGACACAAGACGUAAUGGAAAGGCAUCAAAGCUGGGGCAGGGAUUGCUUGCAACACGCAGGUUACCUGAAGUCCCAAAGCUUCUGUUGCAUAGGAUCUUACCCAAUGUUCGAUAUUCCAUAUGGAUUGAUGGAAAACUCCAGCUUGUUGUGGAUCCCUAUCAAGUUCUUGAGAGGUUCUUGUGGAGCCAAAAUGCUAAUUUUGCAAUCUCAAGACAUUACAGGCGCUUUGAUGUGUUUGAAGAGGCUGAAGCUAACAAAGCUGCUGGAAAGUAUGACAAUACCUCCAUUGAUUACCAGAUUGAAUUUUAUAAAAGGGAGGGCUUAACAUCAUACUAUAGUGCUAAGUUUCCAAUAACUAGUGAUGUUCCAGAAGGUUGUGUUAUUAUAAGAGAACAUGUCCCCAUUACAAAUCUUUUCACCUGCUUAUGGUUCAAUGAAGUUGAUCGGUUUACUUCUAGGGAUCAGUUAAGCUUUUCCACAGUACGGGAUAAAAUUAUGGAAAAAGUUAAAUGGAGCAUUAAUAUGAUUUUGGACUGUGAAAGGCGUAAUUUUGUGAUUCAGGCUUAUCACAGAGACUUAUUAGAGCACAGGUCCCCUCCUGUUACCCCUGUUAUUCCACGUAGGCCGCCUCUGAACCGCGAUAGUGGAACUGGAAGGACUCCAGGGAAGAAUCCUAGGCAUGGGAGGUCUAGGAGAUCUAAUCCAAGACAUCACCGCAAGUCUGUUGCUGGUAAUAGGGACAAGCAAGUCAUUUCACAGGCAAGAAAAAUUUAACCUUUUCUUCCUGUUUCUACUCCAGGGAAUAGGAUUUGUUUACAAGUCUUAAGAAUGAUCAAAAGGUCACGAGUCUCAAAAUUUUGUUUCCAAAUUGUUGAUAUCUGUUGAUUCUUUUAUUGUUGUAAAUACAUCCAACCAAAUAAUUACAUACAAACUGCAAUGAUUCCUUGCCAUUUGAUUUA